AUGAGUACUAUAAUUAACGUUGACUGUGAAGGAUAUUUGUCUCAAGUAUAAGUAGAUAUAAAUUUAAAUCUUGGUUGCUUUAGAGAAUAAUUAAACUAAGGUGACUAUCUAUUUAUUGAUAGAGAUGGUAUUCAAAUAGAAAAAAGCUUUGAAAACAACUUUAAAGUUAUUGAUAUUUUAGACCAAGUCUCGAAUACUAUUUACUUGAAGCCUGAACAAUAAAAGUUAUACCAAUUUUCUAAAGAUGCACUCUUCUAGCUAGAAAUAAAAAACUAAGAAAUCGAGAAUCUUAAAAAGCAGCUCUUAGAGCAGAAAAUGUAUGCUAGAAAUCUUGAGAUCGAAAUAGAGAAAGUCAAAAAAAUUGAUGACUAAGAUGCUAAAAAAUAACUUUUCUCUAACCUAAAUGUUAAUAAGGAAUACUAUGAAGAAGAUGAAUACAAAUCUUCAUCCGAUACUCUUCAAAAAAAAUUUAUAAAUGAUAAAGAUUAUUUCAAAUACGUUAUUUUAACCCCAGUUUCUUCUAAUUAGUAAAACAGCACAUCAAACAUGAACUCUAAAAAAUUGAAUUUAGAAAAUAAUGUAAUCAAAAAAGACUAGCUACAGCUACAGUGUGAAUAGCAGUUAUACAGAAGCCAGCACUUAGAAAAGGUGCUUUACCCUUCUAAAAAGAUAAAAGAGCUCACCUAUGAAGAACUGUAAAAGAGAAAAAUAGAACACUAAGUGAACAUAAUCAGACCAAGGAUAGAGAAUAAUCUGAAUAAACUAGAAUCACAAAUGAGACAAAUGGAAUUUAUUCUCAAAAACAAAGACUAAAUCAAUAUGAACAAAAACUACCAUAUAACAAUAACUCAAGAAACCAUAAAUAGAGUCCAGACUAAGUAUAGCAACACUGUUUGUAUGUUAUGUAACAUAACUUGCCAUGAAAACUGCACAUACACAAACGAAAAAUCUGACUGCAUAGCCAUGCAAGAAGAAUUCUGCACAGUAUGUCCUUAAAGAUGUACCUGGGAAUAACAUUAAAACAAGCAAUACAAAAUCGAAUAUAGCUUAGUUACUAAAGUGGUUACUGUUGAUGAUCUUAGAAAAAUGUAUUGCCAAACUGAAUCAGACAGUCUUCAAAGCGAUUAAAUUCUACUAGGGCUUAUGAAAGAAUUUCUCACAACAAAGAAACAAAUAUAUGAUGAAAUCAAUAAUCUCAAAACUUCUAUCAAUAAAUUCGGAAAUCUGCUUAAUAGGCCAAAUGAUAUCUCCUCCUUAGAGAUCAUUGAAUCGAUGAUACAAAAUGAAAAGUUAGUCAGAAAAAUUGGAUUUUAAUUAAGAGUAAAGCACCUAGAAGAUUUAAAAAAUUAAUUUUAGAAUAUCAACCAAUUACAAGGAGAUUUAAAAUAAAAAGAGAUAGACCUAGUAUUUAGUGACUACAAACAGCAAGUUAUCAACUUGAAAAUAUAAAGCAUAAACUAAAUUUUAUUUGGAUGA
This is a messenger RNA of Tetrahymena thermophila SB210, 1476 nucleotides long. RefSeq lists its product as hypothetical. The transcript has a single exon. NCBI's taxonomy places the organism in Eukaryota, Ciliophora, Oligohymenophorea, Hymenostomatida, Tetrahymenidae. The record is from RefSeq and is a predicted model, not a curated record.